Messenger RNA from Phytomonas sp. EM1, 2691 nucleotides. The record is from the annotation of a GenBank genome assembly. Lineage: Eukaryota; Euglenozoa; Kinetoplastea; Trypanosomatida; Trypanosomatidae.
AUGUCAGACGCAGGCAUAGUGUCCAGGGGCAUCUUACAGCAGGUGGGCGAAGGGAGCCAAAAUCCACACCCCAGUUUGUCUAUAGAGCAUCUUCUACACGAAAACACUGCAUUGAAGUCAAAACUCGCUCUAUCUGAGGACCAACGUGUGAUUGAAAACAUCACAAGGCAUCAGCUCCAGAACUUCCUCAUCACAGCUACACAAAGGCAACCGCUAUGGAACUACGGACCGCAUACCACCACGACGUCUCUUUCGGUAGCACUUCAAAAGUUGUGUGAGGAAAAGGCUGAGCUGGAAGCGGAGUUGCAGCGCACCCGAAUCGAAACCACACAAACGCUAAACCACCGCAUCAACGAACUGGAGCAGGAGCGAAAGGUGUUGCAAACACGCCUGCAGGAGUUUGAAAUGCGCGUCAAUGACAUUCCUCCGCGUCCGUAUGCAGUGGAAUUGGAUCAACUUCGUCAGUCGGAGGAGCUGCUGCGUCAGCAACUGAAGUUCGCACAGGAAGAAAACGUCGUGAUGGUGGAUAGACUCAAGGGGGUCCUUGCAGAGGAAUUGGCGGUUCUACCAACGCACAUAGAGAAGGCUGAGGCGGCCCAAGCUGCCCUGCGGGAGUCACAUAGAUUGCGGGCGUACUUGGAGGUGGAGAUCGAAGAGCAAAGAAAACGGUUUGAAAUCCUCCAUGAGUUGCAAGAAUCUAGGGCUGAGGAUGCGCGUCUUUUCCACCAACAGGAAACGCUAGUGUGGCAACAACUACUCGGAGCUGCCUUGGAACGUGAGCGCAUCUUGUUAAAUGAGAGGGCAGCAUUUGAAGUGCAGGCUGCUGCAGCGGCCCAACGACAAGUCGAUGAAUCCAAGUCAGUGCACGACAGUGUCAUCAUACAAGGAGAAGGAUCCUUCGCGAUAAAGCGGACACGGGUGGAAACUAGUCAGAACCCGCAGUCUGAUGAAUCAAUUCGAACGAGAUAUGUCCGUUUUUGGCACGACGGACACGCGCGCGUUGCUGCACUGGAGCAGCGCGUUCAUGAACUAGAGUCUACUGAAGGGGCCACCCGUGUUUUGCAGGGACGCAUAGCGCAAUUCGAGCGCGAGCGUACAAAUCUGACUGUGCAGCUUGUCAAUCUGGCUGACGCCUUGAGCGAGGUCCGCGAGACAAAUCAUCAGCUCCGGGCACAAUACGUUGGUCUGGAGGUAGAGCGAGAUCAGCUACUUGCACGACUGACCGAAGCGCUUGGGGGGACAAUGCAACACGAUGAAUUGGUGGCGUGCUCAAGUGCAAUUCGAGAGGCCGCGUCGCGUCAGUCUGCCGCGAGUGCGACAACCAUCACAGAUCCUGAGGGUCUCCAGCAAGCGAUGCGACAAACGCGCGAACUGAAGAACGAGAUUGUCCAAUUGCAGCGCCAAAAAGAGAACUUACUCCGCUGCAUUACCCUACGCGAGGACCGUGUUGAAGCAAUGCUUAAACGUGAGGCGAUGCUGGUUGUGGAGGGAUAUGCACCUAGCACAGCCCAGGUGGGGGACGAGACAUUCCCUUUAACGAACUUUUUGGAGCUUGUAGAGCGAAGCGCCAAGGAUAUUUUCGCGGCGAAUGAAGCGUGCGCAUGUGAUCCCCCCGGCAAUAUUCAUCUCGCGCCAGAACCAAAAGGCGUGAGUCGCCAUCACGGGAUCUUUCUUAGAAUCCAACAAGAUCUCAAUGAGAGCCAGAUGAGGCUCCGUGACUUGUAUCUUAAACUGCAGGAAAGCAACGCCAAGUGCCAGCACCUAACUGCAGAUCUUGUGCGCGCUGAGGCUGAGAGAGUCGAACUUCUGUUCUCAAAAAAUACCAUCGAAGAUGCCUUACGGACUGCGAACGCGGCAAUCGAAAGUCUAACGAACCGUCUUGCAAGCCAGCAUACGGAGUACGAUUCGAUUCUCACGCUUCAGAAGCAAACACAGACGGCGUUCGCCUGUGUGUUCGAGCUGUAUCGAGAGGAAACACAACUUGUCGAAGGACUACGUGCCCUUGUGCAGCAAGAGCGAGAAGAUAUUAUCGAACUAGUUCGUCGGGAAACCGAAGCUUGGCUGGGCGCCAAUGAUGGAGCCACCCAUGAGCAAUCUGUGGACAUAAAACCUAUCAUAGACGCACUCGAGCGCCUGAAUAAAUCCAUGCAGGACGACGUAACACAGGCUAUGCUAAACAAUAGCGCGGAAUCAACAAAGUGUCUGGCAACGCUCGUAGAGUCCGUGAAGGAUCAAGAGGAGCGCCUUGAUUGUAUUCAGAAAGCGUAUACCGAGUCAGCCACGCAACUAGCGACUUCCCUUGCGGAGCGCAUCAUCAACGCGAAGUCCCAAUGGGAAAGUCAGUGGCGCGACAAGCAUCUCGCCCUGGAGCACGAGUGUGCAAAGCAAUCCCUGCAUUCCUACGCCACUCGAAAGGUUCACGAAGCUUUAGAACAAGUUGCUGUCGAAAUGAAUACAAGCGUAAACACCCCUUCGCGGAGUUCAACCUCUUUACAAGAAACAGUCACACCGCAUAGUGCGGACGCAAAAAAUGGGGAGUGCGCCUUGACUGCGAUAAGCGUCUUCUUAAAUAAUUUGAAAGGCAGCGUAAAAAAUCUAAAUUAUCCCAACGAGCGGGAUCCCGAAAGCUUACCCGUCAACAGAGCAUCCAGUAUGAUAACGUCAAAUGAAAAUAAAGACAGAACAAUUUGA